Messenger RNA from Bicyclus anynana (squinting bush brown), 1311 nucleotides. RefSeq names its product acanthoscurrin-1. Bases 98 to 769 code for a protein of 223 amino acids. NCBI's taxonomy places the organism in Eukaryota, Metazoa, Arthropoda, Insecta, Lepidoptera, Nymphalidae. The record is from RefSeq and is a predicted model, not a curated record. The transcript has 2 exons.
UUAAUCUGCGGAAACUGAGCUUGAACAGUACUGGACAUCAUCUUAUUGAAUACGCAUAUAUACUUAGUAAUUAAAUAUUUAAUUUAAUCAUCAGUAGAUGUUAUUAUUCAACAUGCAGAAGUCUGUUUUGUUUAUUGUUUGCGCUGUCACUAUAACAGCGAUGGUGCAAGCCAAACCGUCACCAUGUGGUGAUGGAGGAUGUGGUGGUAAGACGAAUAAUAUUGGAAAUGGAAGAUGGAACACCAACAUAGUAGGUCCCGGUGGUGGUUUUGGCAGUGGUGGACCUGGCUGGGGUGGGUUCGGCGGGGGUGGUUUUGGUGGUGGUAAUGGUGGUGGUUUUGGUGGUGGCAACGGUGGCGGUUUCGGCGGUGACAAUGGUGGCGGAUUUGGCGGUGGCAACGGUGGUGGUUUUGGCGGUGGCAACGGUGGUGGUUUUGGUGGUGGCAACGGUGGCGGUUUCGGCGGUGGUAACGGUGGUGGUUUCGGCGGUGGUAACGGUGGCGGUUUCGGCGGUGGCAACGGUGGCGGUUUCGGCGGUGGCAACGCUGGUGGUUUCGGCGGCUUCGGUGCUGGUGCAGCUGGUGGUUUUGGAGAUUAUGAUUAUGGUAGCAGUUGGGCUACUAACACGAACAAUAUCGGAAACGGGAUGGGCAAUUUUAACGAAGUACACAUGAAGCCCGGAUGUGCUACUGGUACAUGCGGAAACAAAGAGAACAACAUUGGUAAUGGUCGAUUUAAUCACAACACAGUAUAUGGACUUAGUAAGUAAUAAACGAAAUACUAAAGUGGCUAUACUAGCAGUCAGCCGAUGAAGCGCAAGUAACUGCGUUUGUUCCCGCAAAACUAAUAUUGACAUGAUGUUGAAAUAUAUACCCCUGUCAGCUGCCACUACUAAAACAAAAUACUCGUACAAAUUUACUCGUUAGUAAAACAAUUAAAUUGAUAUUGGAUAGAAGCAGGCGUUACUUUGCGGAAGUUCAUCAUGAUUAUAUAAUGAUUUAUUUAUUUUGCUAUCAUCCGCAAAAAGUCGACCCAUGCGACAACGUCACCCAGGUCCGACAAAAUACUCUCUACGUACGUUUCACCCCGAACCGGAGCAUCCUCAGGAGAUGUUGACUCUACAACGUGCAUUGCAGGUUGCACGACUUUUCGCGGAUGAUAGCAAAAUAAAUAAAUCAUUAUAUAAUUAAAUUGAUUGUUAAUUAUUUUUUCCUAUAGUGCUAGUAUUUAAAUUAAAAUAGUAUUGGAGGUUAAUAUUUAUUUUUUUUGUUUAAAGUAUAAGGUUAAGUUAAUAAACAAAACUUGGAUAAU